AUCCAGCAGGCUGCUGAAGAUACUGGAAUGGAAUUCAGAAAAGAUAUGAAAGCUGAGUAUGUAAAUUUUGGAGUCAUCCAUAAAGAAGUGAUGAACCCAGAAGAAGUAACUAGAUCAACUAGAAAUAUAUAAAAGAGAAUAAAAUUUAGGACAUCUCCUGUAAUACUAGAAUGAGAUAUGGAUGGCAAUCCAGGCAAAUAGAAACAUCAAUCAUAAAGAUAAAAAAAAAAAAAUGACAAAGUAGUACCACAAAAAACCCAGGGAGGAGAGACUAUCCAGGAGGGAAGGAUCAAGAGUGAAAAACACUAUAGAGAGGAUAAGAAAGAUGAAGACUCCAUACAGUUAUUGGAUUUACUCAUAAAGAAGUAUUUAGCUCCAUAUAUUUUUGUAAAUAUUUAUUCUACAUAUAUUUAUAAACAUAUAUAUUUCCCUGAUAGAAAACUUGUCAUAAGCUUCUUGAGAGUAGGAUUAUUUUAUUCCCUGUAUGUCUGUGCCCAGCUUAGCAUAGUGACAUAUAAAAAUACAGACAUGCCUAAUGUUUUUCGUUUGAUGGAAGUGAGCUAGCAAGGGGUAAAGAAGUUGGAGAUAAAAAACUAAUGUCAGUGAUUAUUCAAACUUUCUCUUGAAGUUUGUCUGAUAAAACAAUUGAGAUAAAGGAUAAAAGCUUGAGAAGAUGGCAAGAUCAAGGGAAGGUUUUUAUGCAUGUUUGUAGCCAGUAAAGGAGCCAAUGAAUAAGCAGAUUGAAAAUUAAGUAUAGAGAGGGAAUGAUUAAAGGGUAAGCUUCCAAAAGAGAUAGGAAGAAAUAAGAUUGAGGGCAAAAGUAGUUUAUAUUACUCUACUCAACUUCAAAACUCUUCAUUGUUCUAAGAUAAAUUCCUGUUUAUUUUUAAAAGCCCUUCACUACUUGCCUCCGAUGUAUAUUUCCAGUACUAUUAUACAUCACUCCCCUUUCCAUAUUCUAUGCCCAGCCAAACUGACCUCCUCCCUCUUCAAUGUUGCAUCCAUUUCCCUUGUUCACCUCAAUGCCUUCACACAAGCUGUGCUUUGUGCAUAUAAUGCACUCCCUCUUCCUUUCUGCUUUAGAGAAUCUUCUUUCAAGAAGCUGAUGACAUUUUCUACUCAAAAUUUUUCUUGAUCUCUCAACUUCUAACAUCAUAGGGAAGUAUUCUAUCUCACACAUACACACACACACAUAUAUACAUAUCAUAGUGAGGGGUAAGAAUAAUAGUAUGUUUGUAUAUGUAUACAUGUUGACUCUGAUAGAAUGUAAGUCCUUUGAAAUUGGUUUCAUUUCAAAAAUCUUAACUGUCAGUGCCUAUAACAGUAUCUGGCAUAUAGUAAACUCUUAAUGUUUUAUUAUUUAUUUGGAUACAGGAUAAUACUGAGGUGUUCUGAAGAGUAGUACUGGGGAAAAACUCAAGAUGUACAGCUUCACCUUCUCAGUUAAGUAUGAAGUGUUUCCUCUGCUGAGGAGGAAAUGGGGAAAGGAUAGUUUGUAGAGUACAGAUUUGAAACAAAUGUUGUUAUAAAUGAAAUAGGAAUUCAGUAAGAAAAGAGUAAAGAGAUUAGUAUAAUAUGACAGCAAUCAUGUUAAGAUGAUAAAUAUAAAUCUGAAGUGGUCCCAGGUAGCAAGAUUGCUCUAGGAUGUUUUGCAAGCAAAACGUGAAUGGAAUUAGAGAAAAGGUUGGUGGAAAUAAUGAAGAGUUGAGUUUUGGAAAGGAAUGAAAAAAUAGGAAGAGAACAAAAGGCUGAAAUAUAGAAGACAUUAUAAAGUUGAACUUAAAUCUAAGAGCACAGAGGAAAACAGGUCCCAGGUGGUAAGACUUUGUUGAAACUGAAGGCUAGUUUUGAGAAGGAGAAGGUAGGUAUAAGAAAAGUUGAAAGGAUAGAAUCAGAUAAUAGACCUUCAAAGUUAUGGACUGUGGAAAUGGAUAUAUUUACAAAUACAACUAACCAACUCUAUGUGUGGCUGUGUAGUUUACAUAUGUAAGGUGUAGCUCAUCGGAGUCGAGGUUGAAGCAAAAGUGUUUUAAAAAAUUAGAGAUCUGCAACAAAUAAAUUUAGGCUCCAAAUAUUAAGUGCGAAUUUUGUAGCAUAGAGUGCAAGUAGUGAACUCCAAGAGAACGGACGCCGGUGAAGUAAAAUAAGAGGGCUGACAGAGUGAGAAUAUAUACAGCAUCAGUAUAGGGUUAUAUAUCCAAAUAGUGCAAAUUUCAUAAAUGUCCGAGGUACUCCCAGAAAGUUUGCAAGCUUCGAGGCUUCAUGAAUUAAAAGCAAUUCAUAAUCUGACUCCAAAGCCGCAGGAUAGGGAUCCCUCGAAACAGACUUUAUCCUUAUUCCUAGCAUGGUAGAAGUAUGGAUUCUUCAGAGUAACCCCGGGUCAGCUACAGACCACAGAUGAUUUUCAGAGCUGGAUUUUGUCAUAAUCUUCAUUGCAUUGGUGGUGGUGGUUGUUUUAAUGACUUCUAGUUGCAAAGGCAGCACUUUCCACUUCUUCAGGCGGCCUCUCUCCGAGGUUCAGGCAGAGGCUGGAUGACCUCUGGCCUGAAGGCGCCUUUGGAGUCCCCGCCGCGGGACCAGGGCUUAGGCAAGGUGACCUCGAGAUUGCGCCGUCUCACCAGGAGCUGCUGGGCAUUUUUUGGUAUCUAGUAAAUACCUGAGCGAAGGUGAGUCCGGAGUCCCAAGUUUUCUCCUUUAUGACUCAAGGAAUAAAAAGUCCUGCAGGGAUUGCUUGCGUAGGGGAAGGGAGCUGCCAGCUCUCGUCCUGACUCUAAGGGCGGGGAAGGCGGAGCCUUACUCUAGGCCCCAGUCCCGGGACUCAGGGAGCAAAGGCCCCUCCCGAGACCACCUGACCUUCCCCUCCCAGCAGGCGUUUAUGCAAAUAACCUCCCCCUAGUGAGUCUCUAGUACCUUUCCCUCCCUUUCGUCCCGCGCACUGCGCACGCGUCCUCUCAUCCUUCUUCACACCCCGCCCCCUUCCGCCCACUCUCUGCUGCGCUCCGCCCCACUCCGCCCACGCUUUGUGGCCCCCAGUAGCUGCCGCCGUCGCCCGAGACCAGCGCUUGAGGGUGGGGAGAAGACGGGGGGAGGGGGUGACGGUGGCCGGUAAGGCUCCUUCCCGACACGGCGGCGAUGUCCGCGAGCCCGGAGCGUGCCGCGGCGGCAGCGGCGGGGCCUCAUGCGCAGCGCGGCAGCCUGGCCUUCGGCCUCCCUCCGGCUCCCGUAGAGCGGGCCGGUGGCAAGAGCAGUAGCUGCCGAGGCCGUGGAGUCUCUGGCUUGUCUUCCUCUUUUUCUUCCUCCUUCCCCUUGGCCGUCGGGUACUGAGCCGGGGGAGGGGAGGCGGCCUGAGUGGCCGGGGCGGGGGCUGCUGCUUUGAGGAUGGGAAUUCUCUUCACCAGGAUAUGGAGACUGUUCAAUCACCAGGAGCACAAAGUUAUCAUUGUUGGUCUGGAUAAUGCAGGGAAAACCACCAUUCUUUACCAAUUUUCUAUGAAUGAAGUUGUACACACAUCUCCUACUAUAGGAAGUAAUGUAGAAGAAAUAGUAGUUAAUAAUACACGUUUCCUGAUGUGGGAUAUUGGUGGCCAAGAAUCUCUUCGUUCUUCGUGGAAUACUUACUAUACUAACACUGAGUUUGUCAUUGUUGUUGUGGACAGUACAGACCGAGAGAGGAUUUCUGUAACUAGAGAAGAACUCUAUAAAAUGUUAGCACAUGAAGAUCUAAGAAAAGCUGGAUUGCUGAUUUUUGCUAACAAACAAGAUGUUAAAGAAUGCAUGACUGUAGCUGAAAUUUCCCAGUUUUUGAAGUUAACUUCAAUUAAAGAUCACCAGUGGCAUAUCCAGGCAUGCUGUGCUCUCACUGAUUGUGCCAAGGACUUGAAUGGAUGAUGUCACGACUUAAGAUUAGAUGAUCUCUACUGACCUCUGUUUGUAGACUUUGCAUAAAUGAAGUGCUGGACUAUAAUUAACCUGAAAGCUGCAAAAAUUAAUGGGUUAGAUAUAUUUAUAAUAAACUGACAAACUUUUUCUAUAAGAAACAAAUUAAGACCACUUCUUUGAAAAGAAAGAUGGAGUCCCACGUUCCAGUUUGCUUUCAUAUAAGUUUCUUCUGAAGUUAGGUCUUAAAGCUGUGAUUGACAUUUCUGUCAUGAUGAAUCCUCUCAGGACAUUGUGUAGUCUGUGGUAAGUAUAAAGGGAGAGGAAGACAUUUUUAACUACAAGAGCUUUAUUAUCAGUAUAACCCUCCCUAAAUUGAAUGUUGUCUUUUCAUUUGAUUAAGUCAAAAAAACAAAUCAAUGGCACAAGUAUUCAAUUUCCACUAUUUUUAAAAUGUAAUGUUACAUAUGAGAAAGAUGUUUUGCAUCAGUUUGUAUAUGUAUUGUGUGUAUACUUCCAAUUUAGGUUAAUGGCUUUGAUUUAUGUACUAGAGAAAGGUAAAUAAUAUACCUAACCUAAAUGAAUAAUAUAGUUACUUAUACCUGGAAUGAAACCAGUACAUGUCACUUAUACUUUGUCUUCAUGUUCUCUGUAUUGUAUUAACCUACCCAGAAAAAAUUUUGCACUGCUUCUUUAAAAAAAGAAAAAAAAAAAGCUGAAAGUUUCUAAAUUUAGGGUUUCGGAGUGGGGGAGGGGGUCAGAUGAAUUCCUAAACACACACAAAAAGAUAUGGUACACUGGAGUGAAAUUCUUAUAUAGUGUAGUUGAUUUAAUAUUACCAACUGCCACUAAUUUAUUUCCAGAAUGUUCUUUUAUUUUUUUUUAAAGGACUUAUUGCCUAUAUAAAUAAGUAAUCUUAUACUUUAAAUUAUGAGAAUAUAAUUUAGGAAGUGAAUUUUCAGAGCCAAUUAUGAGGAAAAAAAUUGAGAAAUACGUCUAUCAAAGGAUGUGACCCUUCAAAAAUUCUGAAGUAUUGGAUUUUAGUUAGAAUCACUGUACAUACCUUAAAUUAUAUGACAACUAUUAAAUGAAUUUGACAUCUUCAAGAGUAAAGCAUACUAUCCUAGUCACUGAAAUGUGGAGGUUCUGCCAUUGGUUAAUAAUGGUCUGCUAUGGAAGGCAAGAAGUUGUUUUUACUUUUUUUAAGUUUUAAAACAUCAGUAUUUUGAGAACAGUUAAAAUUAUAGCUAAGAGAUUUAUUCCCACUUAAUAAAUUGCUUAAUAACUAGGUAACUAGUUCUGAAUUUUUCUGAAUGUUUAUUAUGAUUUCAAAAUGGUUUUGCAUGGUGACUUUGGAAGUAAUCUAUAUUAAACUUUAUUGCCAUUUAUAAUACUGUUGCUCAGAGUACUAUAAAUGUUGAAUUGAUAUUUUUAAAAAGAUUUGUUAAAAGUCAAAACAUAAGCCUCUGACAUAAACAUGAACAGCUAUUGUACUAAUACUAUUAUCAUUUAAAAAUCCCUGCAUAUUAUAUUGGUUUAACUUUAAAAUCCCAACUAUUUCAAAACAAUAUAAUCCAAAUUGUACAAGAAAUAAUUUUAAAACUUAAUGUGAAUCUUUUCAAAAUUAAUGAAAUUAUAGGGAGAAAUAGAUGUACAUAUCAUAAAUAGUAAUAUAGAUUUAAAGGUCAUUACUACCAAAAUAUGUUAUAAAAAUAAUAAAAUUUUAACUAAGUCAGAAGCAUGUGGUUUUGGUAGAUCACUUCAGUAUUUAACAUUAAGAACAUUGUGUUUUAUGUUUUUAUAACCAUUAUACAUUUUCAGGCUUAAAAUGAAAGCAUGACAGUUUUAAUUAUAUAAAGAUCAGUAUGCUUUUGAAGACGGGCUGUCAAUUAUAGACCUUUAUUGAGUCAAGCUUAAUUGAUUCUCAAACUCUAGAUACUUUCAAACUUUUUCCCCAAUCACCUGUUAGGAAAAAGAAGUUAUAGUUAUUUAUCUAAUGCAAAUGGUAUUUUAAACCAAAUUUUCAAAAAUUAUAGCUGAGAGUUUUUUUAAAGUGGGGGCACACUCAGCAUCCUUCAAGUUCUUUCUUUGACUUUUUAAAAGAAAUUUUGGUCCCUCCAAGUCAUAUUGAUGACAGUAUGCUCUCUUCCUAAUGUUUUAUUUUCCAAAUUUAUUGUAUAUUGUUAAAUACACAAUUUAAAUAAAAAUAUAUUUUAAAUAUACUUGGUCUUACCAAGUUGGAAAAGCUUUGUGUUGUGCUCAGUGAUGAAGUAUAUUUUUAUUGCCUGAGGACCAGUCUGGCUAAAUUUGGAGAGAUUUUUUUCAACCACAGGAACUCUAGAAGAAAAACUGUAAUCUACAUCAGGGAAGGAAUCCAUAUUAAUGAAAUCAUGAAAAUUUAAAAGAAGCAUAUUUUAAAUUAGAUUUUAAAACCAUGUAUCAAAGCUGUAGUUUGAAUAGUUUUCCCAAGUUGCUGUUAGAGUGACAUGAGAACCAAUAGAAUGUGUUGCACUUAGAAAAGAAUUUUUUUUUUCCUUUAAAACAAGUGAAAGCUCUUGUGUUUGUGCAGUUUCAGGUUUGUUAGGAGGAAAAAUUUUCAGACUCACUGAUGAAGACUGAAAGUUCAUCUUUAUAGUCCUUCAGGUUGAAGUAGUGCAUUUUAAUUCUCAGAAAAAUGAAGGCUCACAGAUAGUGAUUAUUCAUAAUUUUUUUUUACAUUAGGUGGGUUAAAGCAAGUUAUGUUUUUAUUGUUUAUUAUGUAACUUUUUUUUUAAAUGAAAAACAAUCUUAAUUUAGGAAACAUGACUUUUCUUUGAAAAGGAGCUUUGCAUUUUCCUGGUCUUUAUAAAAUAAGCAUAAUGUAAAUGAAAUCUAAGAAAAGUUAUUUACUUUAAUGAAAUUCUUAACUAUAGUAUUGUGCGCUAUUUACUUCUGCACAAUUAUGAACAACAAUUUCAUUCAUACAAAAACCAAAAAUAUUUCAAAAAUAACUUUCACUCUGUAACUUUCCUAAAGAAUUAAUGGUUUCAUUUUAAAACUUAAGAUUCUAUUGACUAAAAAGUAGUCUUUUGUGUUAAAUCUUAAUUUAACAGAAUUAAGCUACAGUAACACAUAUUGGAUAAAGAGGUGGGCCUCAGAGGGUCAUACUAUCAAUAUAUGUCAGAUUUGAAUUUAGAUCUUCCUGAUUCUAAAACUAUAAAUUGCAGAAGAGUUGCUGUCAGCAUUGGCAGGGGGGAUUUCCAAUACUAGGAAUUUUCUACCAAUUAAAUUUGAGUUCCAGACUCAAAAAGUCCAAACUUGAAAUGUCAUGCAAUAUAUAUAAUAUACAUGAUCAAAAGAUUAAGUUCCAUAAUGUACUGAAAGCUUGUACUGUUUUUGGGAGACAGUAUUCACAGUCUGUGUUCAAGAAGUGCCUAAAAUUAAUUUGCAAUGACUAUUAAGUUCAUCUAAUAAAUGUCUGUCUUACAUAGUAUUGUAUAUAUUAUAUAACUCCCAUUUAUUAUCUCCUUUACUAAAGUAAUUAUCUCCUUUACUAAAAGAGUACUACAAAAACGUUUGAGAUUAAAGGAGUCCGGUGGAGCCUAUAACAGAAUUUGAUAUGUUAGGCAUGUAGUUAACUGAUAAUUGUCCUAAUAAGAUCUGAUCUUUAGUAAUUGAAUUCUUAUAUUUAAAUAGCUUUAAGUGUACAGUAAUUUCACCAUAGCUGAUUCCCCAUUAUGUGAAUUUUUUUUUUGAAAGAUGGUUUUUGAAGAUGUGGUUAUUCUCAGUAUUUGGUAAUCUUCAUUGAACUUCAUGCAUUUUUUGAGCCUUUUUUUUUUUUUUUUAAAUACCAAUACCCUGCUUCCCUUCCUUUAAAAGUUUACUUGGAAAUCUAAGUUCUUUGAUAGAUUGGGCUUAUUGUCCAUGUCAUUUGAACAAAUGCUGUAUUUAUUGACCUUAAUGUAUAACUACAGACUGUAGGUAGAAUUACUUUGCCAUAUUUUUAUCAGUUUGUAUUUCAGGUUCUUUUUAUCUUAUUGAAAUUUGUAUUUCCUCUGUUUACUCUUUUCUUCCCCACACCUCCAAAGUAGUUCUAUUUUUUCCCCCUUUAAAUCCACAGCCUUGCUUGGCUCGGUUUCUUAUAUAGGUUAAUAAGUUCAUGAUACUUCUCAUAAAAUAACAAUAUUUCAUUUAUUAAGCAUGUGAUAGUGUUUUUUAAAUGCUUUCCUCAUAAAACCCUCUGAGAUCAAUCAUGAAAGUAUUCCCUUUUUGCAAGAUUAAAGAACCAGUUUAUUAAUUGUCACAGUAAUGUCAGGGGCAGUAUUUGAACUCUGGUAUCUAGCACUCAUGCUAUGGCAUCCUGUCUUCUGUACUUCUAUCAUUCCCAUAUACACUGGGGCUUCAUACUGCAACACACUUCUUCAAGGCACUUACUAGACCAAGCUUAUAGGGUUUUUUGGUUACUAAACUAGAGGAAAGUGCACAGUGACUAGUGUUGUGCUUUCUUGUUGGUUAAAGUUAAAGUUCAUAAUUUACUCUUUUGCUUAAUUCAUUCAUUUUACCCAGUCUAUACUUCAUUGUUGUUUGUAACAUUUUUCUAUCGCAGACCCAUCUAAGUAAUGAUACAAGACAUUUUAACAUCUGGGAGUUUUUUGUAAUAGAAUUUAACCUGUAUUACAAAGAUUGGUUUUUGGUUUUUUGGGAUUGUGGGUUUUUGUUUUUAGUAUACAGUAUUUUUCUGUACACAUGAUAUAACACAUUUGGAAUUCUGAGCAGUGAAAGCUUCACUUGAAAAGUUCUGUUCAAGAUUUGGAGAAUUUGGGUGCCUAUAUUUUGGUAAACUUGAUUGCUAAUAGCCAAACAAAUUUUAUACAGCUAUCUGUAAAGAGAGGAUUCUCCUACCCCAAAUUACUCAUUUUUUCCAUAUGAAUAUAUGAAACUAUAGAAAAUUCUAAAGUGUCUUCAUUCGAUAUUAGGAAUUGGAGAAUUGAAGAAAAUACUCCCAUGAUAUUGAACUCAUAGAUUCAUGGGUGCUUAGGGAGAUGGAUCAUUUCAUACUUGGAAAUUACUAUUAUUUUAUCCAUUAAAAAAAAAAGGCUGAAACUGUUUAUCUGUUACAGAGCAUGGAGCUUGCUUGGUAGUAAUAGCUUAUGAGAAUGUUUCACAAGUAAUAAAUAAACCUCAGAAAUGUUCAGGUGUGCAUAUGUAGAGAAGACUGAUGAGAUUUGACUAAUGCAUUCAUUUGUAUGUACAGUGAUGAAACAAAUUAAUUUUUAAAAGUUAUAGAGAAGAUAUUGACAUGGAGUAAUUUUCUUUGCCUUAUGUUGUAAAAAAUAAGUAAGUAAAAGUUAAAAAAAAGUAAAAUUGUUCCCAUAUCUGCUGUUCGUUUCACAUUAUAUCUUCUGUUGUAAGAAGGUUAAUUAUAAUAGCUCCAUUCCUA
Antechinus flavipes (yellow-footed antechinus) is the source of this 9295-nucleotide messenger RNA. It is a transcript of the gene ARL5A, whose product is annotated as ADP ribosylation factor like GTPase 5A. Bases 3379 to 3888 code for a protein of 169 amino acids. Gene Ontology annotation, molecular function: GTP binding; GTPase activity. The record is from RefSeq and is a predicted model, not a curated record. Gene Ontology annotation, biological process: intracellular protein transport; vesicle-mediated transport; protein localization to Golgi membrane. The transcript has 6 exons. Gene Ontology annotation, cellular component: cytoplasm; trans-Golgi network. NCBI's taxonomy places the organism in Eukaryota, Metazoa, Chordata, Mammalia, Dasyuromorphia, Dasyuridae.